Culex pipiens pallens (northern house mosquito) is the source of this 3163-nucleotide messenger RNA. RefSeq names its product prominin-1 (gene prom). The record is from RefSeq and is a predicted model, not a curated record. The transcript has 8 exons. NCBI's taxonomy places the organism in Eukaryota, Metazoa, Arthropoda, Insecta, Diptera, Culicidae. Gene Ontology annotation, cellular component: membrane. The coding region runs from base 302 to 3067 and encodes 921 amino acids.
CACGGCCAGUUCAGUUCGUCGUUGGCAACUCGCGCGUGUGGUUCAGAAAAAGCAGCUUGGAAAACCAGGAGCAGGAGGAAAACUGUGCCAAACCACAAAUUGGAUUAACCGUGUUGGCCGCGAUUUUCGGACGGACCGCGGAACGGAUUAACGGGAACCGGCUCUGGUAAAGCUGUGCGAGAGAGUUCAGAAUGAAACUUCAUGCAACAACAAUUGUCCGGAAACGAUGAUCAUUCGAAGCCAAACGAGAACUUUAACACAACCAAAAGCGAAAGCACGUGAUUCAUACUGCCAUUAGACUAUGGAACUCCCCGAAACGGGCCUUCCGCCCCCGCCGGAAUUCCCCGAGCCCACGUCGACCGAAGCGUACAUCAUCCCGACGCUGGGCCUCCACCAGGGCACCUUUGUGUUCUCCUACCUGUCGACCUUCCUGUCGUACAUCACGCCGUACGAUCUGCCAGUAGUUUAUUGUAUUUUAGAGCUCUUGCGCGAUGCUUUUCACACGCGAGUCUCCUUUCUACAGCUUAUUUUGGAGGCACUCAAGGUAGAGUCCGGAUACAUCUGCCUGAUAGCGAUAUUCUUUUUGAUUUCGCUGAUCCCACUGUGCUACACGAUCGCCUGGGGUUGCUCGAAACCUUCGGAUGAUGACCUUAAUGCGGGACCGACGGUGGACGCGAUCAUUCAGGCCGAGGAGCUUUCACUGCAAGAUUCGUUAAAGUGCAGGAGAGGCUUUCUGAGUUUGACCCUGCAGAUCAUUAUUCUGCUGUUGAUAGCAAGUGUGAUCGCCAUGUUCGUUACAAACGAGCAGAUCGCGUCCGCGAUCGAUCAGACCCCGGAGGUGGUACGGUCCUCCCUCGCCGAUGUGGAGACGUUUCUGCGCGAUACGGAGCAGCAGAUUUCGUUUGUGAUAUUCGAGGGACUGGCGACGACGGUCGACCGGAUACGAAGCGAUCUGGAGGAGAUAGAUAAGCUACUUGGGGAACCAAUCCAGCAUCAUCUGUCGUUGUUUACCGGGAUUGAGAUAAUCUUUGAGACGAUCAUGGAUAUUAGCACGAGUAGUAACAACUUGUCGAGGAGGAUAUUCCUUCUCCAGGAAACGCUGGCUCGAGCAGCCAAGAUCUCCUAUGAAGCGGAAUACCGGCUAGAUGAGUUGCAGAUUCAACUUUCGGUCUUGCAGCGGCAGUGUAGCUAUCGCGAUCGACCUCUGUGUGAUACGCUGAAGAUCAAGAACUUUGAAGAGUCUGGGUUGAUAGACAAGAUUCGAAAGUUGCAAAGUGAUCCCGUGCUGUCGAAGUUGCUAUCGAUGGGAGAAGCUGGCAAGAACAGUACGAUGAAACUGUUGACGCAGGAGUUGACGGUAGCUCGAUCGAUCUUUCGGAACUAUCGCACGGAGUUGAAGAAUUCAACGUUGGCGCCGAAAGAGAACAUUGAGAGACAUUUGGAAGAGUUGAGCAAUUCAACGCUGCUGUCGACCAACACGUUGUCAACCACCAUGAACAACCUAGUUAAGGAGGUCACGCGAACUGCAAACUUCUCCGACUCCUUCUUCGAUUACUACCGAGAAAUCGGCGAUGGCCUCUGGUUGACGGGACUCACGGCAACGGUCUGCACCUUGUUGGUUACGUUCAUACUGCUAGGAGCGCUGAGUUGCGGAUGUUGUCACUCGGACAAUAAAGCAGGAAUCACGUUGAUCUUCGGAGCGAUCGUGAUCUGCUUUGCCAGCGUAGCGUUGUCCGGCUUCGCCAUGGUCGAAAUGCUCAUGGGAGCCCACGGUCACGUGUUCAUCUGUCACCCGCUGUACGACGAGCCCAACUACACGGUGCUUGGAAAGUUGAUCGACAAACCUGGGUUGAUCUACCCUGUGGAGCCACAGAACGGGAUCAUCGACGAACUCAUGAAAGCUGCCGAUCCCAACCGGAUCGGAUCGAUGAAUGUCCCCUUGUCCAAAGCCAUCAACGAGUGCGAACGUAACAAGGGCGCCUACUCGACCUUCCAAUUACAGAACCUGCUCAACGUCUCAUCAAUCAUGGACUACCGCAACUACCCCGGUCUCGAUCGCGCGAUCAACGACCUAACCGCUUCGGAAGCUCCCUUCAUGGGCUUCACCACCCAGAUCCAGGCGAUCCUAGAAGACAUGCUGACCGACUCGGACAUCAACCUGACCGCAUUCCGGAUGGACCUCACCCAGCUAUCCCCCGACAAGGACGUGGUCACCUUCAUCGAUCAACUCCAGCGCGUAUCAGCCCAAAUCCAGGACGUUGCCACAUCCUCCCGAAUGACCACCCUCGGAAGUCGCGCCAAACGGUUGCAAGUUUCCCUCCUCCACCCGCUUGAACAACUCCGCGGAGACAUCGUCUACCACCUGACCGCACUAGAACUCCAACUCUCCCCAUGGGCGACCCAAGUCAACAAGAGUUUAAUCCACCUGAGAAACGCCCAGUCCUACCUGGACGCGGAAUCGGCGGAAGUGUGCCACAACAAGAGUGACCAGUUCCGGGCUCGGCUCAAAGGUCACUUUGAAGCGUAUCGCAAUCACACCAAUGUGAUCCUGAGCGAUCGUUGUGCCAGUUGUCGGCCACUGUUUGAUAUCUUUGAUGCGAUGAGGAUGCUGUUCUGUCAUCACAUAAUGGAUCCGAUGAACGGGCUGUGGUUUUCGUCGUUUUUGUGUCUGUUUUUGUGGGCUGUUGCGACGCCGGUUUCGCUGAUGAUGUCCAGCACGUAUCGGCGGCUGGAGAUGCUGUCCGGGAAGUUGCAGCAUAGUGAUAGCAACUACUAUGGUCGUGGUGGGGCUAGCCGUUCCGAGAGCCAGCGCCAUUCGCACCACCACCAGCAGCAACAACAACACCAUCAUCAUCAUCCUCAGCACGAGUCCUCAAGUCAUUGGUCCACCCAAAGGUCCGUUUCGGUGCACAUUGCCGCGGUCAAGGAGAGCUGCACCGACGACGAGAUCAUUGCGGACGAUGAUGAGGCUGGUCAGGACGGGGAGGUUAAAUACAUCGAGUACGAGUACAUCGAGCUGAUGUUCGAUGCCGACGAUCCGACCAAGUACCGCGAGUGUUUGAUCUGAAGCUCUAGUCAUUUUUGCUCUAUUAUUAUUAUUCUUGCCUAACAGUAUACUCUGAACCAUCAUAAACAACAGUGAAUAAAAAUGUGACUUAAAUUA